AUGGUCAAGGAUCCACUCCAGAGCAGCUCCCGCUCCACCUUCCUCCUCCUCGUCUUCUUCCUCGCAGCCCUCCCAGGGCUGCGGGCGGCCGUGCAACUGGUGGGGUCCGGAGGUGGUCUCCAGACACCCGGGGGGUCCCUGCGCCUCCUCUGCAAGGGCUCCGGCUUCACCUUCAGCAGCUUCGGCAUGUACUGGGUGCGACAGGCACCUGGGAAGGGGCUCGAAUAUGUCGCGUGUAUUGACGAUGAUGUUAGUACCACCUGGUACGCGCCGUCGGUCAAGGGACGCUUCACCAUCUCGAGGGACAACUCCCAGAGCACGCUCACGCUGCAGAUGAACAGCCUCAGGGCCGACGACACGGCCACCUACUACUGCGGGAAAGAUGCUGGUGCAACUCGAGUCCUCUUGGGCAGAGAGGACCCUGCCAGCAGGACCCACCCCAGAGCAGCCCCCCAUUCCACCUUCCUCCUCCUCGUCAUCUUCCUCGCAGCCCUUCCAGGGCUGCGGGCGGCCGUGCAACUGGUCGAGUCCGGAGGUGGUCUCCAGACACCCGGGGGGUCCCUGCGCCUCCUCUGCAAGGCCUCCGGCUUCACCUUCAGCAGCUAUGCCAUGAACUGGGUGCGACAGGCGCCCGGGAAGGGGCUCGAGUGGGUCGCAGGUAUUUACAGCAGUGGCAGCGCCUACUAUGCUCCAUCGGUCAAAGGACGCUUCACCAUCUCGAAGGACAACUCCCAGAGCACGGUCACGCUGCAGAUGAACAGCCUCAGGGCCGACGACACGGCCACCUACUACUGUGCGAAAGAUGCUGGCAGUGACACUGAUGCUCACGUCGAGCCCCAGCAUUCCUGCUCUGUGUCCCCAGAUCCCACCAACUUUCCAAAGACCAUCCACUUUAGCAUGGACCCUUGCACCAAAACCGAAUCCUUUCCCUGA
Molecule: messenger RNA, 933 nt
Organism: Haliaeetus leucocephalus (bald eagle)
Lineage: Eukaryota; Metazoa; Chordata; Aves; Accipitriformes; Accipitridae
Exons: 5
Coding region: 1-933 (310 amino acids)
Biological process (GO): B cell receptor signaling pathway; positive regulation of B cell activation; defense response to bacterium
Cellular component (GO): external side of plasma membrane; immunoglobulin complex, circulating; blood microparticle
Molecular function (GO): antigen binding; immunoglobulin receptor binding
Source: RefSeq, a predicted model, not a curated record